UGGCGCGGGAUAGCGGCAGCGGCAGCAGAGGCGGCGGCGGCGGCGGGGGCGGCGGCGGCGGCGGCGGCGGCGGCGGCGAGGGCAGCGGCAGCGGCGCGUGCAAGCGCCCGGGCGCAGCGGGGAAAAUGACUAUUGGCUCUGGAACUCUACUUGUGCUGCUGUCGGUCUACGGCUCGCUCCGGGCCCACAGUGGGAAUCUUACAGCCAGAGCAGCCUGCAAACCGGGUUUCUCCGAAGAAGCUUACACUGCAUUAAUCUCCCAAAAUGUUCUGCAAGGAGAGAAGUUACUUAAAGUAAAAUUCAGCAGCUGCAGCAGUACCAAGGGAGUGCAAUAUGAGACCAACAACUUGGAUUUCAAAGUGGGGCCUGAUGGGACAGUCUUUGCUGCCCGGGAGAUGCAACUCCCCCCUAGACAGAUUGCAUUUGUGGUGACUGUAUGGGACUACCAGCCCAUGGAGAGAUGGGAUGCAAUAGUCCGACUAUUGGUAGGGGAAAAGAUCUUUCCCCACUCUGUUCAUAAGCAAAAAGGGAAGAAGAGUACAUCACUGGAAAUUAUGCAGCCACCAAAUGAUAUGCUGUUACCCUGGCCCCAACAUCAGAAUUCCAAUGGACUGAGAAGACAAAAGAGGGACUGGGUCAUUCCACCAAUCAAUGUCCCAGAAAAUUCCCGUGGUCCUUUCCCACAACAGCUUGUGAGGAUUCGAUCAGACAAGGAUAAUGAUAUUCCCAUCCGAUACAGCAUCACUGGAGUUGGGGCUGACCAACCACCCAUGGAAGUCUUCAACAUUGAUUCUAUGUCAGGUCGUAUGUAUGUGACUAGACCCAUGGAUAGAGAAGAACGAGCCUCCUACCAUCUUAGAGCCCAUGCAGUGGACAUGAAUGGAAACAAGGUGGAGAAUCCUAUUGACCUCUACAUCUAUGUGAUCGAUAUGAAUGACAACAGGCCAGAGUUUAUAAACCAAGUCUACAAUGGAUCUGUGGAUGAGGGUUCCAAACCAGGUACUUAUGUGAUGACAGUGACAGCCAAUGAUGCUGAUGACAGUACCACUGCCAAUGGCAUGGUGAGGUACCGCAUUGUGACUCAGACCCCUCAGAGCCCAUCUCAGAAUAUGUUCACAAUUAACAGUGAAACGGGAGACAUUGUCACUGUUGCAGCUGGACUGGACCGAGAGAAAGUUCAGCAAUACACAGUCAUCGUUCAGGCCACAGAUAUGGAAGGAAACCUUAACUACGGCCUCUCAAACACUGCGACAGCCAUCAUUACAGUGACAGAUGUGAAUGACAACCCACCCGAAUUCACCACGAGCACUUAUGCUGGUGAAGUCCCAGAAAACAGAAUAGAAGUUGUGGUAGCCAACCUCACUGUGAUGGACCGAGACCAGCCUCAUUCUCCCAAUUGGAAUGCUGUCUACCGUAUCAUCAGUGGAGACCCAUCUGGACAUUUUAGCAUCAGAACAGAUCCUGUUACCAAUGAAGGAAUGGUCACUGUUGUAAAGGCUGUUGACUAUGAAAUGAACAGAGCUUUCAUGCUGACUGUGAUGGUAUCCAAUCAAGCACCCUUGGCCAGUGGGAUCCAGAUGUCCUUCCAGUCCACUGCAGGGGUGACCAUCUCCGUCAUGGACAUUAAUGAGGCUCCAUACUUUCCUUCCAACCACAAACUGAUCCGUCUAGAGGAGGGUGUUCCCAUGGGAACAGUGUUGACCACAUUUUCUGCUGUGGACCCUGACAGAUUCAUGCAGCAGGCAGUAAGAUACUCCAAGCUGUCCGAUCCGGCAAACUGGCUGAACAUUAAUGCCACGAAUGGUCAGAUCACUACUGCGGCUGUCCUUGAUCGAGAGUCUGUCUACAUUAAGAAUAAUGUCUACGAGGCCACGUUCCUGGCGGCUGACAAUGGGAUUCCCCCAGCCAGCGGCACAGGGACGCUGCAGAUCUAUCUCAUAGACAUCAAUGACAAUGCCCCAGAACUGCUGCCUAAGGAGGCCCAGGUGUGCGAGAAGCCCAACCUGAACGUCAUCAACAUCACAGCCGCCGAUGCUGACAUCGAUCCCAAUAUUGGCCCCUACGUCUUUGAGCUACCCUUCAUGCCAUCAGCCGUGCGGAAGAACUGGACCAUCACCCGGUUAAAUGGUGACUAUGCCCAGCUCAGCUUGCGUAUCAUGUACCUCGAGGCUGGAGUGUAUGAUGUUCCCAUCAUUGUCACAGACUCAGGGAACCCACCUCUGUCCAACAUGUCUAUCAUCAAAGUCAAAGUGUGCCCCUGUGAUGAGAACGGAGACUGCACCACCAUUGGUGCAGUGGCUGCCGCUGGCCUGGGCACUGGGGCCAUCAUUGCCAUCCUCAUAUGUAUCAUCAUUCUGCUAACUAUGGUUCUGCUGUUUGUGGUAUGGAUGAAACGCCGGGAGAAGGAGCGGCAUACUAAGCAGCUUCUCAUUGAUCCUGAGGAUGAUGUUAGAGACAACAUCCUGAAGUACGAUGAGGAGGGAGGAGGCGAGGAAGACCAGGAUUAUGAUCUAAGCCAACUUCAACAACCAGAGACAAUGGACCACGUAUUAAACAAAGCACCAGGUGUGAGGCGGGUGGAUGAGAGGCCAGUGGGAGCUGAGCCCCAGUACCCCAUCAGGCCAGUUGUACCUCAUCCUGGAGACAUUGGCGACUUCAUCAAUGAGGGGCUGCGAGCUGCAGACAAUGACCCCACAGCACCCCCCUAUGAUUCCCUGUUGGUCUUCGACUAUGAAGGAAGUGGUUCCACAGCCGGUUCAGUCAGCUCUCUGAACUCUUCCAGCUCUGGAGACCAAGACUACGACUAUCUCAACGACUGGGGACCCAGGUUCAAGAAACUUGCAGACAUGUAUGGAGGGGGCGAUGAAGAUUAACUGACCUCACAUUCUUAGAACAAAAUCGAAAAAAGCGAAUGGACAGCAGAGAAGCAAGAGCUGUACAAAAGUGGCAGCUUUUUUAAUUACUUCCCCCUGCUGACUGUAUUAUUUUAGUGGUGAGUUAGGAGUUACUUUGAUUAUUUUUUUUCCCAGAACAUUGAGCUGUCUAGCAUGAACACUUGUUGUCUCUGCUCCAUUUUUUUUUAAGUGUCAGCAGGGCUAUGGCUCAUUACAAUAUCCGCUUUAUGACUAAGGAGAGUGAAAGGCACUCUGUCUUAACUUGAAUUUCUUAGAACAGAAGUACUGUUUUUAAAAAAAAUUGAAAGUGCCUUUUGGUACAUGUAUCAGAUUCCCUCGAUCUCAGGAGCGAUUAAAAACAAACAAAAGUUUCGACCAUCAUGAGCAGCACUCUCUCUGACCCCAAGCUAGUUCUGGCUCUGAAGGAAUAAUGAAGGAACCAUGGAGAUUGUUUCUGGUUUUUAUUUUUGGGUGGUUUUUUUUUUCUUUUACAUUUUUUAAAGAAAAAAUAAAUCAAUAAAAAGUAAAUGACUUGUUUCACAAAACUAAAAAAACAAAAACACAAAACAUAUUUUGGGUGAAAAUCUGAACAGCCAUUCUUUAGUACUCCGAAGGUGGUGGAUUAGUGAUCCUUGCCAUUUAUAGUUCAGUGUUAACAUGUGUGCUUUUCACUUCUCCCCUGGCCACAAUUGAGGUAGCCACAUAAAACUGCAAGGCUGAUUCGCCUUGGGCUAUGGGCUCCUCUGGAAAGUCUCCACUAGGCCUGGUGAAAAUUCUCUACCCAUACAACCACCAAAAGACCAAAGGAACAUCUCUUUGUGUUCUGCCCUCCACAGGUUUCUGGCUGCCCCCAGGCUACCGAGUCCCGGAACUAAAUCCUGGCCAGCUACAUGUUGCUGUCAGGCAUCUUCACUGAUGUAUAGACAUUCCCUAGGACAGAUACUGCUUUUUUAUCACUUUAACAUUUCACAGGGACCUCACCCACCACCUCCCCACUCAGUGUCAAAGAUGUAGCCUGGCUUCAUUAGCCCAUCACCCUCACUUCUGUCUCCCUCGCCUAGUAGAGUAUUCCUGUUCCAAGCACCAACAGCCAAAGCCAGACAACACCAUGUAAACCAGCUAGUGUGUGUCCCCACUAUCCAGUGGGGUGUCUGACACUGCUCACUCUAAUCAAGUCCACGGGGGACAGUGGCAACCGUAGCUGAAGGCAUGCUCACUCUGUGGUGUGUGCUCCUGGCUGUGCUCCAAGAAUGCCAACUUAGCGAAAGGUUUUGUAGCAUCAAGAAAACUGAACCUCAGAAUUAGAAAUGGUAGUAACUACCUAGUUUGUAUGUAAGGUCCUUUUAAACCAAAAAGAAAUAGCCAUUAGAUUUGAAAACAACAUUUUCCCCCUUUACUGAUUCGGACUUGUGGGUUUCUGUCUUAAUGUCUGUGAGAUGAUUCACCUGCAUGGAUACAUGAUACAAACCAUGUUUCUUGGGUUAGAAACCACCUAAGUCCUGUGCUAUGAGUCUCUGGAUAAACUGUGUUGUUUUCUUUUGUUUUGAACAUUCUGCAACUGAGUUUGGGGUGAAUAUGGUAAAACGUGUCAAAGCUCUCUUUUCCUUUAGAUUCCAAGUUUAUGUGUUGUUGUGUCAAAAAGUGACUAUCUGAGGAUGGUGACUUUUUCCAUGAUGAGGAUGAUUCUGAAUGCUAAAUGGUAAAGGAGGGAGAGAGGCAGGGACCCCUCUGUUAGCAAACGGGUCCCACUAAGGAGAACAAUCCUGGGCUGCUAUAGCUUGUAAGUGAUGAACAUGCUCUUUGUACAUUUCCCAUUUCACCAGAUUCCAUCUUCCCUAAGAUGCAACUUCUGGGAACAAAAGAGUGCUUGGAACUAGUGCCGUCUGGACUCCAGAAAGGACAGAAGGAAUUCAAAAUAUGUACUCUUUCCACCUCCCAUUUGUAAUCCAGUGUGGUUUCCCCAUUCACCAUUUGGUUGGUGAGAAGGAAGAAACUUAAAGGGAACUUCCUGAGAAAAUGACAUCAUGAUAGACAAGAACUCAGGAAAUGUCCCCAAAAGGGUUGGUGGGGGGGGACAUCCCUCUAGUGCACCAUGGUAGCUUAAUGGGUUUUGCUAAGUAAUCUGCACUUGGUAGGGAACCCACAGUCCCCAUACACAGCAUCCUUCCCAUCUCUUUCCAACACAGAAACCUCUACACCCACCCUAAGGUGCCUCUUACUUGGAUACUCUCUAGUAUUCUGUUGGCUCUUCCCUACCCCCUAUCAUUUCUUGGAGAAAGGAGUGGUGUGUUGAUUUUCUCAGCCUGUGGCCCUUUUUCCUGUGUUUUCUCCAUUCCUUUAAGGUACAUAUAUGGCAAACAGUAGAGUGUCUCCCAAUUUUAAGUCAUGUUUGUGCCUCACCUUCACCACCCUCACCCCCACUGGCUGUACCUAAGUGCACUGACUGUGGUGUGGAUCAGUAAUUAAUACCCAGAUAGUAUUUCUGUCUCUUCUAGUACUUUCUAGAAUACUUCAGAGAAAAGGAAAUGGGAGCAGUAGGGAUAAAGAGGUAGGAGAUCCCUUUUCAAAUAACUGAGAGUCAGGGUCCCUCCUCUGAUUUAUUUUUUCCCAAGUCCCCAAGGAGAUGUUCUCAUGGAGGUCAAGGGGGAGGGGGGGAACCAGGCAGGUGGUAGGGAGAGCUUCUCUCCCAUCCCACCCCACUCCAGUUCUAAGCCAUGCUAUGCAAACCACUUGAGAUCAGUUAGCCAAUGAGAAUUGUCUGAAACGUUCAUGGGGAUCAGGGAGCAAAAGAGGGAGGGGGGAGGGGGGACUAAUGGAAUUGUUGGUGGGGUUAGGGUUGGUGGAUUGUGAGUUGGGUAGUGGUUGUCAUUUAAAGUUCACCUUUCAGGUAGAAGUUUUUAACCUGAGGACUGUGAAUUAUUUUUAAAUGUGAAUAUGAUUUGUUGACUGAAGCAGGUAUACAUAUUUUUCCCUGAACUUCCCAAGAAUACAAGUCUAGCUCUGGGCUCUCUCCCCCUUGCCACCCCCCCCAUUUCUCUCCCCCUACACACACUCUCCUUCCCCCCCCCCCAAACAGGGACUCUUAAUCUUUUUUUUUGUAUCAUGGACCCCUUUGGCAGUUGGAUUAAAGCCAAUGGGCCCUCCUCAGAAAAACAUUUUUCAAUGUGCAAAAUAAAGCAUAAUUUGUUUUCCUUGAAAUCCCGUGUUGAAAAUAUAGGAUUACAAAAGAAACCAAUUGUACUAAAGUACAGUUAUCAAAAUGUUAAAAAUUCUUAGACCCCCCUGACAACUAUUCACAAAUGGCACAUCAAGAACCCCUCCUCUCUAGAAAAUGCUCCUGAAUUUGGAACAUCAUUCUAAAGAAAAAAGGGAGUGAAAGGUUGGUAAAUGCACCCCUUUGCUCUGUAAAUACUCUGUGGAGAAAGGAAUAAUGUUGCCAAGACCCACUGGCAAUCCCACAUUGCUUGAAGUGACACAUAUACCAGAAUGGAAGAAUAGGAAACUGAUUUAGCCCUUGAAAGGAAAUGAUAUUCAGAGUCCCUUUCACUGACCUUUAAUCUUGUAAUUUAAGAUGAGAGGGGCUUAAGGAGCUGAGAAGAGAGUAUUUUUCCUGCACUUAUUCCUCUGAGCUUGCUUUUUUUCUCUUUGCUUCUUGCCACUGCCAAUGGGCACCAGAGUAUCUCUGUUGUCCACUCACUAAGAAGGCAGAGGGUAUGGGAAUGCAGGAUGGUGAAGGCUUCUUCUCUCUAUUUCAAACUAGCCUAUCUCAACUCCACUAGGGUCCCUAUUUCCUCCCAGAGCAAUCUCCAAACCUAGGCUUGGGCUAGUAAAUUAGCAUUAACCAAUAGUACAAUCCGUGUCAAAAGUCUGUGGAUAGUAGUUUGUAAAUACAAAGUUUCAGUGGAAAAGUGAACCUGAAGCCCAAGAGUCCCCCCAGAGAAAAGCAGAAGCAACUUGCAUGGCAGGGUAUGGGCUCAAGAUUUAGAUUUUGGGGGAGGGGAUUUUUGUUCUGUAAUGAACAAGAUGGUUCAGCUCCAACCAGGAUUGGGUAGAAAACAGAACAGAGACAUUGCUCCUGUUGGCCCUCCCAAUGCACUUGUCCACAAAAGUAUCCUCUCUGUAAUAUCUUUCCGCACAUCCAAAGUGCUUUAAAAAAAAAGUGUCAGAUUAAAAAAAGCCAGGCUUCUGCCCCUCAGAAAUGCCUCCAUUUCCUUAGGGGGAAAGCCUUGCCUGACACUUUCAAUCAGAAAAUAGGACUGGACAACUCAGCUUUUUUUUUUUUCCAAAUCAAGGUAAAAAGACAAAAAAAAAUCUCAAUUUCUGGUGAAGUAAAAAGAAAAAAAAAACUCAAGUACCCAGAAUACCGCCUAAAACUGCUCACUGCAAAAGUGUAUGUAUAUAAUGUAGGUACUGCUCGAUGCUACAAAUCAAGUUGGAGAAAAGCAACAGCAAUGUACAGAAACAGAACGCUUCUUCCUUUUCCUUUCUCUCCUUUUUCUUUCCAUUUGGAUUCUUUUUUCUUUUGCAUGUUUCUUUUGACAAUGGACAAAAUGUGUAGCAGCCUGCAUGAUGGUGGUUGUUUUUGGGCAAGGCGACUGGUGUACAAUGUAUUCACACUGCAGCGCCAAGCAUUGCGCAGUUCAACAAAAGGUCCAACUUUUUUUGUAAUCGUCAACAGCACAACUCUUUUGUAUUGUUGUUUGUACCAUUUUGUACCAAAAAAAAAAGAGGAAAAAAAAGGGAAGAGAGUCAAUGUUUUCAAUGUGUUUUUAGUGCCACUGCGAUCUUGGUUCAAAACUGAGUGACAGCUUUGCCGAUUUCUUGUGUAUGGGAGCAGAGCUGGGUCGUUGGCGCGUUGCUCCAGUAUAAUAAAUAAAGUCCCCCUUUUAAAGAGUC
This is a messenger RNA of Monodelphis domestica (gray short-tailed opossum), 7790 nucleotides long. RefSeq names its product cadherin 4 (gene CDH4). The record is from RefSeq and is a predicted model, not a curated record. Gene Ontology annotation, molecular function: calcium ion binding; beta-catenin binding; cadherin binding. Gene Ontology annotation, cellular component: plasma membrane; catenin complex; adherens junction. NCBI's taxonomy places the organism in Eukaryota, Metazoa, Chordata, Mammalia, Didelphimorphia, Didelphidae. Gene Ontology annotation, biological process: cell-cell junction assembly; cell migration; cell-cell adhesion mediated by cadherin.